AUGCGUUCGAGUCAAAAAUCGUUUUCCUCCAGCACUCAGCCCUUACAUACAUACCCUCUAUCAUCCUCAUCUCGAAAUGGCUCAAUUAGCGCAAAAUCAGGGAGUAGAUACGAACGAUUAUCAACACCUCCUGCCACUCAGUAUAAUCAGUACAAGGACCGAGCUCCGUUUCUGCGCGACUCAGGAAGAGAAGCUGGGGCAACUCCAAUUUUUGGACCAUCUUCUGACUCCCGAAGAGCGUCAGAAGAUCACAAAGUUUAUGAUAGUCCAGUGAGUUCGAGAGUAAUACGUAGUGAAGAGACCAAUGCUCUCUUAGAACGCUAUGGAGUGAGAAGAUCUUCUGCUGGUCAAAGCUCUAUCCAAAACUACCUGCAACAGCGCAGACAGAUACACUCGAAUUCAAACGAGGGACCCACCGUAAGACCUAAUUCAGAUAAUAGUGACUUCGGGACCACCAUCGGCGAUGGGUUGCACGCAAUGCGCUUUACUGAAUUCCAGGAUCCAAAGCAAACGAGUGCUGAAGAGCACAUUACACAAAAUGAGUACAUUAGUCGAUUACUUGCGGCACAUAACCGCGUCGAUGAGCUUUUAAAAUCCAGGGGUUUGAGUGCUGAGGACGAAUCAAAGUACUUACGUGCUUGGGAGAAGAUUCCAAUCGUCCGCAAACAAGGAUAUCAAAGGGUGUUAACACCAAGUAAUUCGAGCGAUUCCGGUCUUUCCACGGAUGACGAAAGCGAGCCUAGUAGUUCGGAGAGCAUUAGCGAAAAUGAAGUUAAUUGCAAGGAAGACUUUACAAGGGAUGAGAUGUCCGAAACCUGCAUAAAGAUAAUUGCUGUACCUUCAGAACUUCUUCGGUCUUCAUUAACUUGUCGAGGAUCAACCUUAAAAGUUGUAAAUGCAUCUUUUGUAAUCGGCUGCAAGCCAUCAUUCAGGCCGAUGUCGAGUUCGCGUGCCACAAAAUUGCUCCAUUUCGAAGAAAGCGAUGUUAUAUGCAUAGCAUCUUCUUACGCUAUGCAAAGCACUUCUUAUUCCUUAAAACAUAAGCAGCAGUCUGUCGCGGUCGCGAAAGUAAUGCCAAUCCGCUAUAAAGGAGAACAUAUUGAAGCAUCUUUUGAAGAAACAAAGUUAGUAAAGUUUAGUGACUCUUUCGUUGAUAUCAAACAUAGCGACAUUAGUCCAGAGGCAAAGAGGCACAAAGAUGUGAGACAGCAGAUGAAAAUGAGAUCAGGCAAGCCAAUUCCAGUCGCAGAGCAGCAGAGAACUGUGCUUUCUAAUCUAAUAUGCAGAGCAAAACCUUCUGUUCCGUCUACAGCAGAAAUAUCCAUUCAACACUGCAGCUUUUAUCAAAUUUCCUCCAACGCCGUAGAAUCUUUUCCCGAAAAGCAUGUAAGGAUCAAUUUGAGACUCACAGAACGUGCUCCAACAAAAUGUUCUACUGUAAUCGCGCUUCCCACCACAACGCGUCCAUUAUUUGCAUAUUUGACUGUGAGUUCCAAAAAAAAGAAGACCAUACGUCGCGCAAAAACCAUGCAGAACCCAGAUGCGGAAGAGCCUAUUGGCAAGUUGAAUCGUUCUAUGUCAAUUGAAAGAAGCAAGGGAAUAAAACAGCGAAAAGUAAAUCGCAUAGUUAUCCCAAACUCAUUUUUACAUUUAACAAGUUUGAAAAGUUGCGCUCAGCAAGAACACGGACAAGCUGAAGAGGUGAAAAAAGAGGAAAAAGAGUCACUGGAACAAGUA
This is a messenger RNA of Strongylus vulgaris, 1737 nucleotides long. The record is from the annotation of a GenBank genome assembly. NCBI's taxonomy places the organism in Eukaryota, Metazoa, Nematoda, Chromadorea, Rhabditida, Strongylidae.